Molecule: messenger RNA, 1896 nt
Organism: Leishmania mexicana MHOM/GT/2001/U1103
Lineage: Eukaryota; Euglenozoa; Kinetoplastea; Trypanosomatida; Trypanosomatidae
Exons: 1
Coding region: 1-1896 (631 amino acids)
Biological process (GO): ubiquitin-dependent protein catabolic process
Cellular component (GO): nucleus
Molecular function (GO): ubiquitin binding; ubiquitin protein ligase binding
Source: RefSeq, a predicted model, not a curated record
AUGGGAAGGAAAUGCCACCGUCAUCGGUGGUGUGUGUGUGUGUGUGCUUCAUGCUACCGCGCUCUCUCCCUUCCCUUUGCUGGCAUCCGUUCUCCUGUUUGUGUCCCGCUCCUACCCCCUCCCCUUCCCCCCUCCUACGCACAUGCACACACGCAUGCACGCACCGUGUACCCCCCCUUCUCUCUUGUCUGCCUGUGCUCUCUCACCCUUUUCCAUCCCCAAUUCCAAGAAGUGUUCCUCAUCCGCGAGAGCGCGAGCAGGACGAGCCAUCGAGCCGUGGACGAAGCACCAAAACAGCGAGAAGAGGCCGUGCCAUUCAUCACCAUCCGCACUCGCGCACCCUCGAGGCUCUUUCGCCGAGAAGAGGCGUUGGCGCAACUGGGGAGUCAGUCGCCCGCGUGCACACGCGCCAUUCGGCCCUCCUGUUUCCAUUGCUGCUGCUCCGGCUGCGUGCCUUGUCCGAGUUUCAGUUGCCAUCCAUCUUUGGCGGGAGCUCGAUCUUCAAUAUUUUCUCUGCGGCUCUCUCCUGUCGGGGCAGGACGGAGGGUGGGGGGGAGGUUGCUGCCGAUUAAGGCACAUACACAUAUACACACGUGUGUGCGGGGUGGCAACAUGUCCGCUAGUGACUCACUGGGGCUGCUGAGAGAGGAGCAGCGCCGGCGCUUCGAGGCUGCCAAGAGAGACGGCAACACACCAGAGGUGCGCAAGUGCGACGCGUGCCAGAAGCCCACCUACUCCACCAACGUGUGCCCUGUCUCAGGGCUCUUCCACGACCUCGACAAGAAGAAGCUUAUCGGCGGCUCUGUCGUCACCUCCAACGUCAUUUCAUCGUCACACCUCAUGGCGGCUAUUGACCAGACACGCGUGAAGUGGGUGCCAAGUCGCACUCAGCUGGUGAAGGUGGAUGCCCAGUCCAUCAACAUCUUUCAGAGCUUCGUGGCUCAGAUGGAUUGGAGGCUGCAGCGCUACGCCAUCCUCUACGGUCUCUACGAUGAUGCCACGCACACAAUCGAAGUGCACGCCGUGUACGAGCCGGAGCAACAUGGCAGCACCUACACCUUUGAGCCCCUCCCGGACGCGCACUUGGACAAGGUAGAGAAGAUCGCCAAGGCACUGGGUCUGCGGCGCGUCGGGGUGGCCUGUACGCAUCCGAUGCGCGACCCGGAGGACAUCUUGCUGAACUUCCGCGAGCUGCUGCUGUGUGCCAAGGAGCAGUCUCGCUAUGGUGACGAGUGCGCUUUGCUCACUGUGGCACCGGCAGCCAUGCCGUCGACGAAGAGCGGAGACACGACAAGCGCCCCGGGUGAGUUCCCCGCCAGCUCCGUGGCGGCGUUGAGCGGUGCAACACCAGAGCCGACCAUCGUAGUCUCCUGCCAAGCCUGGCAGGCUUCGCCGCAGUGUGUCCACCUUUACCGUCUUGGGGUGCUGCAGGAGUCUCCGGGUGGCGAGGCGGCGCUGCAGGGCGUGGAGCAGGCGCGGCAGGUGCAUUGCACAAUGCCGUUGGAAGUGGCCCAGACGGACACUGAUCCAAGCGGGCACCAGCGGUUUGUCACCACGGCACCGAGCACCGAGAUCGACACGCGCUGGUUCACGAGCUACAUCGCAGUGCAACAGUUCGAGUCGCCCAUCGUCCGUGGAGCCUUCAUGCGACUCUCGCGGCCAGGCAUGCCGCCGCCGGCUCUGCAGAACCUGCGCAACUACAUCAGAGAUCCAAAGCGGAAGAGCAUGUCAUUUGCCGAGACGAUCGCCGACUUCCACGUGCUCGUGUACCUCCUGACGCAGAUCUUCACCUCUGACGACGAGCUUCGCGCUCUGUGCUCGGUGGCGCGCACCAAGAUGAUGACGGAGGAGGCGGCCAACUACCAGGCCAUCCUGCUGGGGCUGAUGUCUGCAUAA